This is a messenger RNA of Staurois parvus, 783 nucleotides long. NCBI's taxonomy places the organism in Eukaryota, Metazoa, Chordata, Amphibia, Anura, Ranidae. The record is from the annotation of a GenBank genome assembly.
GUGGGAAUUCAAGUGAAUGUACAGCCAUACGAAUUGUGCGCCUCAUUACUGUGCAGAGAUUUCCAUCCCAACCAGAAGAAAUCAUUUUUAUUUUCCGCAUUGUAUGCUGCCUUUAUAUUUGGUGGUCGGCACCUAAUGAAACAACGGGAAAAGUUUGAGCUAAGAAAACCUCUCGUUCUAUGGUCUCUCAGCCUUGCUGUGUUCAGUAUAUUUGGUGCUGUCCGGACUGGUGCUUAUAUGCUAUACAUUUUGAUGACCAAAGGCCUCAAGCAGUCCGUUUGUGACCAGAGCUUUUAUUAUGGACCAGUCAGCAAAUUCUGGGCAUAUGCAUUUGUGCUCAGCAAAGCACCAGAGCUGGGGGACACCAUUUUUAUCAUCCUUCGGAAACAGAAGCUCAUCUUCCUUCACUGGUACCACCAUAUAACAGUGUUGCUCUAUUCAUGGUAUUCAUACAAGGACAUGGUGGCUGGUGGCGGAUGGUUUAUGACCAUGAACUAUGGAGUACACGCAGUUAUGUAUUCUUACUAUGCCUUGCGAGCCGCUGGCUUUAGAGUGUCACGAAAGUUUGCCAUGAUGAUCACUUUAUCCCAAAUCACUCAGAUGCUCAUUGGGUGCGUGGUGAAUUACCUGGUCUUUGCUUGGAUGCAACAAGGACAGUGUCCAUCCCACGUACAUAAUAUUGUGUGGUCCUCCAUCAUGUACCUCAGCUACUUUGUGCUCUUCUGCCGCUUCUUCUUUGAAGCCUAUAUGACCAAAACAAGGAAAGCUGCCAAGGCCGACUAA